AGCAUGUUGCCCAUCACGUGCAAGAAACUGGCCUAAGAAGCGCCGUCCCAUAACAACAUCAACAAGAUGAUGGAAGCUGCGUCCUGGGGUCUCCGCAUGGCGGAGGAGCGCCGUGACCGUUUGAAGUCUUUUGAUUUCCGGAAACAGGUGGAGCUGGACUACAACAUCGAGUGCGAGAAACAUUUAAUCCCGCAACUCGACCAGUUGCUCAUUGCUUUCGGGGGGAUAGGCGGAGGCGGUACAUCCAAUGGGCCUUCACUCACAGCCGGUGGGUCCUUCCAUUCCGACCCACAGCAAAACCUCAACCCGCUGCUGCAAAACCCGCGAGUGCGGGAGUGGACGGAAACUUUGAUCAAUUUUCUCGUCCGCGCCAACAUCGACAUCGCUUUUCAAGUGAUUGAAGAAGACCUCACGUAUUGUAAGAUCAUGGAACAUAUGCAUUGCAAAAGUAUCGUGCUCGUACUAAUUGCAGAUAUGCAUGACAAAUUCAAUUUUCUACCUGAAAUAGCAUGACAAAUUCAAUUUUUUUCUUUGGAAAAUUAUUUGUAAUGCAUUUUAUACUAGUACGAUACUCUUGCACAGGAUAGAACAACAAUUGAGGGAGACCAUCGAGCACUUGAUCGCGUUACAAACGGAGUACUUCAAGGAGAUUUCGUCUCUCAGGAACAAAUACCUGCAGCAGUUGGACGAAAAAGCGAACAUUUUCAACCCGGAAAAGUUCAACAACGAGGAGCAGUUGUACGUCCAGGAGAUGGCCGAAGCGUGGAAAGCGUUACCGGAUUUCGAGAAGCACCGGGCACUGUUCCUGGAUCCGAAGGAGGAGUGGCAGCAGCGGCUGAGGCCGUUAUCGUUGCGGAAUGACGACGAGAGCUCGCCGAACGGGGUUGGUGGUGGAGCGGGUGGGGCUGGAAGUCAAAAGAGUCUUCCUGUCCUCUCCAAACCCUACGAAGUCGACGCUUUGCCCUGGUUUUUCGACGUGAACGGCGGGCAUUUGGGGAAGAAAAUUCAGGAGUUGUGCGCUCUCAUGGUGGCGCACCGGGUGAAAGAGAUACGAGCGCGGGAUAAGGAAAUGGAGGAGGCGGCGCGGAAGGCCAGGAUGGCAAAGGACGACGAAGCGGUGCCUAGUUCGAUGAUGGACGAAAACUUGAUGAAGGAAACACUGGAGGAGAACAAGUAUAAGUAACGGUUUUCGUUUUUUUAUUGUGUUCUGUUCUGGUCCUGGUGUAGUUCUUUGUUCCGCUAAGAAAAGUACGUUUCUUUGUUGCAUCUUUGUCGUCUCGGAGCUGCACAUACGACAACAACUCACACCAAAAACAGGCGCCUCCAGAAGGAGAACCGAGAGCUCAAAGCGCAAAACGCAGACAAGGAUGAGGAAAUUGCAAAUUUGCAGAAGCUUCUGGAGGAACAGUCUAAAAGGAUAGAAGAACUUUCCCUGGAAAACGAAGAGUUGAAGCAGAGCUCACGACGGAACUCGACUUCAAAAACGCGGAAAUCGCAGGAGAUGGAACUGGAAAUGGACGAGCUGAAGCGGCAAGUCGCGCAACUCGAAUUCAAGAAUUCGGAAUUGGACCUGGAAAACGAGAAUUUGAAGCAGGAACUGGAAAAAGCACUGCAGCAGCUGAAGGUCGCAAUGGACUCAGAUGCAGAGGCUGCAACAGCAGGUACUGUUGACGUGAUGAAUGCGUUGCAACGAAGAACUUUUUUUCAGAUUUUUUUGAAAACCACACGUAGGGGAGAUAGCCUCGAGCAAGGCGAUCUUUAUUAGCAUAAGCAGAUGCAGCCCUUAAAAAGUCAGCUGCGAUACAUAGAAGUGCCUCCCCCACGCUUUGUUUUCCACAGGUGACCCCGACGCGCGGCGGCGGUCUUUGUCCAAGAAAGAAGAGAUUCAGCAGCUGAAAGAGCAGGUGGAUCAAUACCUGAAGAUUAUCAAGAUGAAAGAUCAGGAGAUCGCAACUCUGUCAAAAGACAACACGACCAAGCAACGUACGAUUGACGAGCUGAUGGCGAAAUUAGCCUUGAUGGAGCAGAUUCUGGAGAGGCAGAAGUCACAGCUGUCUGCUCUCUCCGCCGACCAGAACUUGAACUUAAUGGAUGAGUUGGGCUUGAAGAAAAUGGUGGACGAGCAUUUGGACAAAAACUUCCACAGCAUGCGAAACGUCUUUGAACGCCUAUACCAGGACGCUUUUGACAAGCGCGACCGCAUGACAGAGCUGCAGCAACGGUUUAGAGAUCUGCAACUGGAGGGCUUGCUCGGGAUUUUACAGAGUAAAAAGAUAAAAGAUGAAUUGAAAAUGAAAUAAAGUGCGUUUGUUUCUCUCUUUUUUCUUGAAUUUGUUUUGUGCAAGCUGUCGCGCAGUCGGUGCAAGCAGUCCACGCCGUAAAAAAUUGUAAAAACAAAAUCCUUCAGGUUACCCGCGGUCCAACCUGAGCCGCAGUCCGCGGGCGUCCAUAGUUUCCGGCUUGAGGCAGGUGUCCCUCUCACCCUUGAAGAAGGGCGGCUUCAAGUUCAUUUUAGCUCCGCUGAAGGACCACGAGAGCAGUGGUUCUGUAGAGGAAAAACAGCAAUCAGAACUGCAAGCUGCAUAUCAAAUGCAAACGUGUCUGGGUCUGGAAGAAUGCAACUUGUGACGCUGCAUUUGGAUUGCAAAAAAAUCUGUAUUGCAUGAGUAGCAAAGGGAAUGCGAUUUUUGCUACUCGGAGAGGGCAUUUGUAAUGCGGAAUAGGCAUCAAGAAGCCCUCAAAAGAUCUGUGAUGCUAGGGCACGCAUCACAGACAUCAAGACUCAUGCAAAACCUGCAUGACAAGUCUCAGAAUCUUCCAGACCCAAACACUUUUGCAUUUGAUACCGCACCACCCAGCACCAAACCUGUUUCCGACGUUCCGAUGAAGUUCGGCUUACUCCAAAACGGAUCCUCCUCUUCCACCGCCAAGUUCACCACCCGCCCCAGGACCUCCCCAGAAACCUCCCUGGUCCAGAUUAACGUGAAAGCAAAGCAAAACUGCGAAAAGAAGAACCUGACCACCCGCCUUCCCGGGUUCCAGCAGUCCCUCUACCACAGCAGUCAAGGGACGCACAGCUGGCGCGCGGGGACCGGGAAUUCGAUCGAGGAGCUGGCGAAAAAAGAUUUGGCAACCCAGAAAUUCAAUGAACAGCAGAAGGAAAAGAAUCUGAAUCAUGCCGCAAUUAACAAUUCUAGUAAAGUUGUACCGACUAAAAAGCUUUUAUACAACCAAAUGAAGCCGUCCGCCUCGACGAUAGGCUUGUUCGACGUAAACAGUUCUUCUCACAUCGCACCAGCACCAUCUCCAUCGGAUCCUGGAUUUUUCUCUGCGUCUGCUCAGCGCAUGAGCAACCAACCGCACCAGCAUAACGAAUCGAGGUAUUCGGAUCACUCGGCGAUGCCGGCGGUUUCUGAUGUGGAAGAGGAAAACCAAGUAUCGAGUGCAAAUGUGUCUGGUUGAUGUUUUCCUGGAAGAAACAAAUAAACCGCUUUUGUGAUGCAAAGUCUGUGCGACACAAAGAUGAAGGUCUGUAUUUGUAUUGCAUAAAGAAGCAACACAUCCUGCUGCUUUUGGCCACGAGAAGGCGGCACUGGGCAUGCAAGACAGGCAUCGAGAAUCCUCAGUCUCAGCAAGACUUGUAGCUGUGAUCCACAGCUCGCAUAGUUCCAGACCUUCUCUGGCGAAGGCGUACUAAAUGUGCAUGACAAAUUCCGCAAUCGAUUGAGAGCCCGACAUAUUUGCACUCGAUACCAAGGGAUAAAGAUCAACAUGAUCACGCAGAUCGAGGAACUCUUGCCGCAAUCACUCGAGGAACUACUGGCACCGCAUCUGCAGAAAUUGCCGCUGCUGGAGGGGGAAUAGCUGCAGUGAAGGACGACCAAUGGAACAAGAACUGCGGAGGACAAGACGGAGAAGUCGAGCUGAGUAUGGUGUAGAGCUCCAUAAGAUGGUGCUCGUGCUGACUCCAGCGAGACUAAUUUUGACGAAUACUCUGUGCACCGCACUUGCACACCAAAAAUGAAGAUGCUAGCUGCUUGUACUUAUUUACUCUGUAUGAUAUACGCUUGUAGUACUACUCCAUGUACUAGUACUCUGCAGGAACAGAUCGCCACCCGCCUCGUGCAUUCAACGAGCUCAUUGUACAAUUAGACUGGUCGCCCCCGCUCACAUGCGGAAUUUGUAAAAUCAACAGCGGAAUAAAUGUAGCCAUUAUUUACAACUUAUUUCGUCGUUUAUCAUCUUCAUCCGUUAAAGCUUCGAGCGCUAAAACAGUGCGCAU
Messenger RNA from Amoebophrya sp. A120, 4282 nucleotides. Lineage: Eukaryota; Dinophyceae; Syndiniales; Amoebophryaceae. The record is from the annotation of a GenBank genome assembly.